AUGCUAGUUGUGCGGGAGGGAGUGGGGAGGGAUUUGAGGCCAAAAGGGCGUGGAAGACCUCAACGAAUACUGUUGGGAAUUUGGCCUGAAGACCAUAUCAGAGGGGUUAUCAGGGCUGUUGUCUUCAGAGACCCUCAGCACAUGAAAGAAGAAACUCUUAAUCUUGGAUACCCUCAUCGCAUGCCUAAAUCUCAGCUCUGCACUCCUGAGAGUGUUCACAGCUACGGUAGUGGUGGAGGAAGUGGUGGCGGAGGCAGUAGUGGCCCAGGCUCAGUGACAGACUCAGUGUCACCUAACUCUGCGGCAGCAGCGGUCGUCGCCGUUGCUCAGAACUUGCGGCAGCAAAUGUUGGCCGCUGCACACCAUCAUGAGCAACAUCCUCACCAAUAUGGAGGAUUCCUAGCAGCUGCUGCUGCAGCACAUUGUGGCAAUGGAGCCGCUUCCCUCAUGCUUCACUCUCCAAGUCCAGUUGACUCUUCCCCAAGGUCGUCACCUCUUACUCAACCCAACAAUAAUAUGGAGAUGGCAAUGGGCAUGGGUUACAAACCAAUGGUGAAUGAUAACAUGACGCCCAGGUCAAACGAGCAUUUAUUCCAAGAUGAAAUUGAAGAUUUAGUUAAAAGGCCCCAAUCAAAUGAAGGCCCAAAAGUUAAGCCUCAACCUAUGGUAUACAAGCCAAUGCCCAAUGAUCUCUCCGCCAGAGCUGAUCACCUGUUCCAAGAUGAUAUGGAUCUGAUGAAACGCCCUCAGCAGCCCGAACCACCAAAGGUCAAGGUUGGUAUUGGUGUUAGUGGAAUGCCAUACAAGGGCAGCUGUGAAGGAUAUGGUCCACCCCGACCGGACUCUCUCCUCCAAGACGAGUUCGAAAACUUGGUGAAGAGCCCUCCUCAGGCCGGCCAACCUAUGCAGAAGGAGCCUAUUCACAUGUCUGUCGACCAGCGCACUGACUAA
Molecule: messenger RNA, 951 nt
Organism: Nezara viridula (southern green stink bug)
Lineage: Eukaryota; Metazoa; Arthropoda; Insecta; Hemiptera; Pentatomidae
Source: the annotation of a GenBank genome assembly